This is a messenger RNA of Microthlaspi erraticum, 939 nucleotides long. NCBI's taxonomy places the organism in Eukaryota, Viridiplantae, Streptophyta, Magnoliopsida, Brassicales, Brassicaceae. The record is from the annotation of a GenBank genome assembly.
AUGGCUGGCUCUGGUGAAGAAACUGAGCCAGAAUGGAUCAAAAGAGGGAAAUCAGAGGGAGCUGUUGCAUGUCUUGAGCCAGGCCAGUGGAGAAAUGGCUGGACAACGCCACCUCCAGAGACAUUCAUGGUUAGAGGACCACAGUAUCUCUUUGACAAGGUUAAAGUACCUGCUGCUGAUUUCCUUCUGAAGCCUCUAGGUUUUGAUUGGAUCAAAGGCCCUAAGAAGCUUUCUGAGAUUCUCAGUGACCCAAGCAACCGAAUCAGGAAAAUGAUUGACGAGGAGUUUCAAACAGAUGAGACUAAGCCUUUUGUCUGGGCCUUCAAUCUCCAGCUUCCUCACAAAGACAAUUACAGUGCUGUGGCUUACUUUGUUGCCACAGAGCCUAUCCUUGAAGGCUCCUUAAUGGACCGGUUUCUCAAAGGAGAUGAUGGUUUCAAGAAAUCGAGGCUAAAACUGAUUGCAAACAUUGUCAAGGGACCUUGGAUUGUGAGAAAAGCUGUUGGAGAGCAAGCCAUCUGUGUGAUUGGACGUGCACUGUCUUGCAAGUAUGUUUCAGGAUCAAACUUUGUGGAGGUUGAUGUUGAUAUCGGUUCUUCAAUGGUCGCUAGCACCAUUGUUCAUCUCGCGUUUGGCUACAUUACUACGUUGACUGUUGAUCUUGCGUUCCUCAUUGAAAGCCAGACCGAAGACGAGCUUCCAGAGAAGCUACUAGGAGCUGUGAGAUUCUCUGAGCUACAGAUUGAGGCAGCCGUGUCUGUUGCACUGUCCUCAGGCAAAUGUGAUAAUGACCUGACAGAUCAAACUACCUCAGAGCGGCCGAGCUGGUGGAAAUCGAUCGGGAAUGGAUUCUCUAAUUUGAUUCAUCAAGAAACAGCCAACGUGAACAAUACUUCUCAUGGGAAUAACCAGAAGGAUGAACAUGUACAGAAGCAGUAA